This is a messenger RNA of Suillus subaureus, 646 nucleotides long. RefSeq lists its product as uncharacterized. The coding region runs from base 214 to 582 and encodes 122 amino acids. NCBI's taxonomy places the organism in Eukaryota, Fungi, Basidiomycota, Agaricomycetes, Boletales, Suillaceae. The transcript has a single exon. The record is from RefSeq and is a predicted model, not a curated record.
CGAGUCGUCUCCCGUGGACUCCAAAGCCGAAUUGCAGAGCCUUACUCGCUCCGAAGGUCCUUGUGUCGCUGAUAUCGGCCUGCAGGGUUUAAUGGGCUGGCACCCGUGCUGGCGGAGUCGCAGAUAUAUCUGACGUUUGAAUGUGAACUGGGCGUCUGGCGUCGACAUGCCACAAGGUGAGAAAGACACACGCGAGACACAAAGUGACUUGUCAUGUUGACUGUGUCACUUUACCUUGCAUCCUCUGCCGCUGCAAUCGUCAUCGAUGCCGGACAACACAAUGGGUAUGUAUUUGCCGUAACUUACAUAUUGCUGUCAAUAUUGCUGACCAACACACAAGUCAUGCACAUCAAGUUUCUUAUUCUGAAUCUCGCGGGACCAUUAUUUUACCUCAAAGUUUGGUGCGGUGUCAUGUGCAGCAUCAUGCAUCCUAUCAUAGUGAGCGCUAUCUAUAUAAACCCUUUAUCAUCCCAACCUCGUGCUUGCCAAAGACGGAGCUGUUGGUGGAUCGAAUUUAGCAACAAACUGCUCAUCGAGUCAUGUUCAGUACUCGAGAUAGUACGUACCCGUGACAUCCUUUAGUUAUAAAUAGUGGGCGGCCUUGGUAAGUCAGGGAGUCCCUUUAUCAUUCCGACCUGAAGGCCUC